This is a messenger RNA of Alexandromys fortis (reed vole), 5796 nucleotides long. RefSeq lists its product as uncharacterized. The record is from RefSeq and is a predicted model, not a curated record. The transcript has 2 exons. NCBI's taxonomy places the organism in Eukaryota, Metazoa, Chordata, Mammalia, Rodentia, Cricetidae. Bases 257 to 1483 code for a protein of 408 amino acids. Gene Ontology annotation, molecular function: nucleic acid binding; zinc ion binding.
CCUGGAGCCCGGGAGAAAAACUGGGACAGACCAGGUGCUCGCUCUCUCUGGGUGAUUCCCGCGGGACACAGCGGAGCUUGGAUUUUUCCAUUCCUGUGGCGAUUUAAUCUAAAAUCAGAUUUAAACCAAGCACGUGGCUCCAAGUACGCCGCGAAACCUACUGGCAGGUGACAGUUACUGCACCUACUCCGGCUCAAAAUCAACCACGGGUAAGAUUUAUAAUUUGAAAUAUAAGUUUAUAAUUUAAAAGGGAAAAAUGACAGACUAUUUAAAAAUCCAGGAACUCACUUAUACUAUGUAUGAUGUCAUGCAAGGUUUAUAUGAUUUCCCCCCUAUACCUUUCUAUUUGAUUCUGGGGAUCAGCUUUGUCCUCCAUAUUUUUUUCUUAAAAACAUGGUUUGAUAAUAGAGCCAAGAAUGAGGCACUUUUAGAAAUGGUACAGUUUUUACAGACUGAUAGUGAUCUUCUGAAAGGAAAACUCAAAACUCUGGAGAAGGAUGAAAAAAAUUUAGCUGACAAAACUAAGUCAAAUGAGGUACUUUUAGAAAAAGUACAGUCUUUACAGACUGAUAGUAAUCUUCUGAAAGGAAAACUCAAAACUCUGGAGAAGGAUGUUAACAAUUUAGCUGGCAAAACUCAGUCAAGUGAGGUACUUUUAGAAACGGUACAGUCUUUACAGACUGAUAAUGAUCGAUUAAAAGGAAAAUUCAGCAUUCUGGAGAAGAAUACAGCCAACUUAACAAACAAAACCCAGGCAAUGACAGAGGGUGCUAAGACAUUGUCUGGGAGAAUGUGUGCUAUUGAAUGUAUUAGUGAGACUCUGGUGAAGGGUUAUGAUAGAUUGACUGAUAGAAUGUCUCUCCAGGAAGAGAAUAUGCUUGCUAUAAAGAUUAUGUCCAAGAGUGAGACAUCAUUUCUACUGGACAGACUUAGCACCUUGGAAUCCUCAGUGAGGGCAUUAGAACAGAAGACUAGACAGGAGAUCCAGACUCUACAAAAGGCAGUGGUAAAAAGAUUUGAAAAGAUUGAGGAAUUUAUCAAAUUUGAUGACCAGGGACAAAAGGUACAAAGACAGAGGUACUACUGGAGGGAAGAGGCUAAAAUUUUAGAGCAAGAGGGAAAAGCAAAAGAAUUUAAGAUUUCCCAAGAUCAAAUUCUGGGUGAGGGACAUACAAUAAAUGUUGAGACAUUUGACUGUGAUAUCGAUGAUUGGGUAAGAGAUGCAAUUUCCAAAGGUAUAAGGAGAUAUCAUGAUACCAAAUGUUUUAAUUGUGGUAGAAUUGGACAUCUGAGAAGGGAUUGUAGACAAGGAAUUCCAAGGAAUAAUGUCUCCUCUGGGAAUGGCAAGAAUAGGAGGACUCAGCCUUUGGAUAUAUGUAGGAGGUGUGGCAAAGGCCGACAUUGGACCAAUGAAUGCAGGUCAACAAGAGACAGUUCAGGCAACCCAAUACCAUUGAGAAACUCCAUGGUGGGUCUCUUAUAGGCCCCCAUGACGAAUAUGGUCUAGUCGUUCCCAGUUACUGUGUAAAAUUCACCAGGAAAAUUAAAGAAUGCAGUGCCUACUGUAAAAAAAUACUUAUCUGGAUGAUGGAAUAAGUGGAGGAUGAGUCAAAAGCUCCAGUAGGACAGAGGAAAUGUAUUUUCUGGCAGACUUCUAUAAAUCAUCAAAGAGUGUAUAAAUGGCAUUUUUAUUGAAGGCUUACUAGACACAAGUUUGGAUGUAAGUAUCAUUACUCCAGAAUCUUGGUAUCCAAAUUGGCCUCUUCAAGAGGUUCAGUUCCUAGGAAUUGAAACCCUAUGUUUCUGGGGAAAAUAUUGGAAGAUAUUAUAGACAAAGGUCACCAGGCUGUACAAGAACACAAAGCAAUUAAUAAAUCUUCAGAGUUGCUAAUGGCCCUGCCUUUAAAAUAGUUAACUGAGAAACCAAUAUGGGUUAAACAGUGGCCUCUAACUGAAGAAAAGCUGUAGGCUUUAGAACAGCUGGUACAAGAGCAACUAGAUGCUCGCCAUAUUGAAGACUCUACCAGCCCUUGGAAUUCUGUAUUUGUUGUUAAAAAGAAAUAUGGAGAAUGGUGAAAGAUCUUAGAGCUAUCAACAAGGUUAUUCAUCCUAUGGGCCCUCUACAGUCUGGAAUUCCUCUGCCUCUCUGUUACUAAAGGGAUGGCCUCUCAUAGUUAAUGAUUUAAAUGAUUGUUUCUUCACUAUACCUUUACAAGAAAAGGACAGAGAAAAGUUUGCCUUCAUGGCAAACUUUUUACUGCUGAUGAAGUAAAAAAGUUAUGGGAAGACAAUGAACCCUGGCAAAGGGCUUGUGCUAAUCUUUUUGGGAGAAAUUAAUAGCAAUUAUCCCAGAAGCAAUAGACUUAACCUUAGAAAGAGAACUUAUUGGGUUCUUCCCCAAACUGUACAUGAUGCACCAAUAACUGGAGCCCAUACAUUUUAUACUGAUGCAAAUAAGUAAGGUGGAACAAAGCACUUAUAAUUCUGUCCAGAAAGCAGAAUUAUAUGCUAUUAUGGUACUAGGGAUUUUAAAGAACCUCUCAAUAUAGCUACUGAUUCACAAUAUGCAGAGUUAUCUUGCAUAUUGAAACCGCUGAAUUUGUACCAGAUGAUACAGGAUUGAUUUCAUUAUUCAUACAGGUGCAAGACAUAGUCAGGAAUAGGCUUUGUCCUAUAUACAUAACACACGUCUGAUCCCAUAUGGUUCUGCCAGGUCCUUUAGUACAAGGUAAUGCUGGAAUUGAUCAAUUAUUGAUUGGAAGUGUGAUGCAGGCCUCAGAAUUUCAUAAAAAACAUCACGUCAAUAGCAAAGGUUUAAAGAGUUUCCUAUUACAUGGUAACAAGCUAAGGAGAUUAUGAAGAAAUGUCCUGCUUAUUCUUUCUAUAACCAAACACUGUUGCCUGCAGGGAGUAACCCAAAGGGUACUCAAGGAAUGAGAUGUGGCAAAUGGAUGAGUUCCACUUUAUGGAAUUUGGUAAAUUAAAAUAUAUGCACCACACCAUAGACACGUAUUCAGGUUUUCAAUGGGUAAUUCUCUUGAGUUCAGAAAAGUUUUAGUAAUCACUCGUUUAUUAGAAGUUAUGGCCAUCCCUGCACAAAUAAAGACAAUGGUCCAGCAUAUGUAUCUAAGAAAAUGAAAUGGGGUUUUUUUUUGCUUAUUAUAAUAUAGAGUAUAUUACAGGUAUACCAACUAAUCCUACAAUUCAGGCAGUUAUAGAAAGGUCAAAUCAAACUAUAAAGGAUAUGCUAAACAAACAAAAAGGGAUGGAAAAUACCCCCAGAAAUAUUGCAUAAUGCUUUAUUAACCUUGAAUUUCCUUAAACACUAAUGAGAAAGGAACAACAGCAGCAAAGAGACAUUGGAUAAUGGAAAAAACUUCUAAAUUGAAUCAACCAGUGUAUUUCAAGGAUGUGUUGACCUCACAAUGGAGACCAGGAGAUGUGCUAUGCUGGGGAAGAGGUUUUGCUCUUGUUUCCACAGGAGAAGAAAAACUAUGGAUGCCAUCAAAAUUAAUAAAGAUUUGCUUUGAAAAGGAGAGACCUUGAAAAAGAGAGAUGACAGCUCAUCCACAAUGGUGACAACCUUACAGGUGGUAAGGAAACCAUCCAGGGUUGGGGCAGGGAUCUGCUCUUGUCUUUACAGGAAAAUAAACGUCUUCAAAAAAUUCAAGAGACCUUUGUAUUUGGACGACAACAGAAGGAAAAAUAACUAUCCACUAAGGGUCAUCGAGAAAAAGGAAUAUGAUUUAUGAAGUCAGGUGAUUAAUACACAUACAUUUAAAUAUAUAUUUAUGAAUAUAUAGAGCUGGCUUUGGAGUUGGACAAUGGCUCUGUACUUCUCUAAAUCCAAGCGUGUUGUUAAAAGGAACAUUCAGAGUUUCUGUCUCAUAUCAGGAGCCAUCUGGUAUGGGACAGAUGAAAAAAAGAAAUUUACUUUCUCCAUGUAUUUUGUCUAUAUCACAUUCUUUAUUGAAUGUAUGUCUAUGAAUAAUGUUUAAGCUUUCCACGAUGAACAAUAGACUUUCCUACAGAUCCUUUUCCUGCAUUAAUCUUUGAAGUUUCCAGGAAGAAAAUGGGGCCCCACAGCAACAACUCCACCUGGUUGAGAUGACAUCAUGAUGCUGAUAGUGCUACGCUAAGACCCGUUUUUAGGUACCAGCUGCUGACAUGGUGCACCUUCUCAUGACGUUCUGGCCAGAACUCCAAAUGAGAACUUUGGGGAAAACUCUAUCAACUGCUCAGAAAUCUAGACAGUAAUCUUGAAAUUUAGCCAUCACUUUACUUUUGCAGGGUCCCCUAAAGAGAACAUCGCCCCCAUGGCAGCAGGAAGUAAUUCUAGAGGACGAUGCCCCCCCUCCCUAAAAAGUUUGUCCUCAGGGUUUGGGAACACCAUCUAGGGAUUGGAUUAUUGCUUGUAUCGGGUAGAGGGUUGGGGUGGAAACUGUUCCGGCGGGGGGGGGGGGGUAAUAAUAGUGGGUAAUAGAGUGAAUAUUUGUGAGCUAUUAUUUAUGGAUAAUUUACAUUGGUAUAGUUUUUUUGUAUAUUGAUACAAGUUCAAAUUAUAUUUAACUCUGUUUACAAUAUUUGUACACCUAUGCAAAGUUAUUCUGUUGGAUUGCAUGCACAUUUAUACAUCUGUUUAGAACAUCUUGUAUACUGAUACAACUUUUAGGAUAUAUAUUUCAUAUUGCAUUAUAUAGUCUUACCUCUAAUCAAGAUACUUACACAUUGUUUAUAUUUUGAGGUCAUUGUCCUCAUUUGCUGCACAUUUAUUUACAGAUUAUUUAGUAUUCUGACAUGAAGUCUUAGUCAGGUAUUAAAUAUCUUAGUUCAAUAGAUGUUCAUGCUUGUUAUACAUAGUCAGAUUAAUUAGGUUCUUUAGAUAUAUAGAGAUUGUAUUCUGCCUAGAUAGGUAAUCUUCAACCACUUCAAGGAUCUGUAGAACAUGGCAUUUAAAUAAUUUAGGGUCUGUUGACAUGAGACAUGAUUGCUCCUGACAGCACCAAUCUAUUCAUGAGAGAAUGUUGAGCACCAAAGACACUCCACUUGGCAAAACUGGCCUUUGGGCAAGGAACUGCCCAUACCUCAACCACUGACAAAAGUAUCUGGAAUGGAUAAGCAGGACACAAGAAAAAAGACUGUCAAAUCUUGCCAAGACAAGGUAGGACGGUUUUUAAAAAUUUCCUGCCCCUGAAAAUGGUCUGUCAGUUAUGCUAGACCUUAGCCAAAGUUGGUUGCUUCAACGUUGCAAAUGAGUGUUUUGGGUGAUUGCUCAGGUAGCCAAUUGUCUCUGUCAUAUACUGCUCACUUUGGAAGCUGCUUGAUUGCACUUCCUGCCUACUCAAGUAAUAUUAUCUCCCUUCUCAGGCCUUCGAUAGGGUUGAAGAUUAGAUAGUCCUAGUUACUUUCCUCAUGAUUUAGCCAAGCUCAUUUUCAAUGUAAGAUUUAGACUCAUUGAAAUAGAAUGUUUAUUAAAACAUUUGUCAUGUGUUCCUUGCUUAAUAUUGCUGAUGUUGUUAUUUUAUACUUGGUAUCUGUUCCUAUUGUAUAUAGUUGUAUUGGGUUUGGAUUGAUCUUGUUUAGACAAAAGGAAGAGGUAAUGGGGGUGUUAACCAAUCAUCUUUGAGAGGUGUAGCCUAGUUAAGGUGUGGCUUCCUGGAGACUAGGAGAAAAAACCUGGACUGACCAGGUACUCACGCUCUCUGGGUGAGUCCCGCGGGACACAGCAGAACUUGGACUUUCCUGUGUUGUAAGUUUCCUCUUAUAAUAAGUAAAAAUAUAAUUGUUUAUCGUUAA